Phlebotomus papatasi is the source of this 3174-nucleotide messenger RNA. RefSeq names its product ATP-binding cassette sub-family G member 4-like. NCBI's taxonomy places the organism in Eukaryota, Metazoa, Arthropoda, Insecta, Diptera, Psychodidae. The record is from RefSeq and is a predicted model, not a curated record. Gene Ontology annotation, molecular function: ATP binding; ABC-type transporter activity; ATP hydrolysis activity. The transcript is spliced from 8 exons. Gene Ontology annotation, cellular component: plasma membrane. Bases 1116 to 2924 code for a protein of 602 amino acids.
UUGCAAUAUAGAAAGGUCACUGACCCUUUUGAUUAAUGCCUACAUAUUUAUGUGGGCGUAAUUUUGAAUUUUUGACACAUUGAAAAGUGGCAGCAUGUUCAAGCCCUAUAAAAACUGAGUCAUAACGAAACCGGCUUGUUAAUGUACAACCAAACACUGUAAUGUUUUAUACAUAGUAUUAGUGGAAGGUAAUAUAUAUGAUACUAACCACAAGCAUGAGAUGAGAUAAGUGCGAGUUAUAAAGCACGAUCACACUGACAGAAAUGUUUUAAAGUGAAAAUUCCUAUUUUUUUAACUCAUUAAAAAAAAGUUUAAUUUAAAAACAUUUAUUGACCACUCUUUUCUUUGCUACUAAAAUAGGAUACAGUAAUAAAUUGAUAAAUCAUAUCAGUUACGGAAGUUCAGUAUAAUAAGAAAUAAGCAUUUGUAAGCCUCUGUAUAUACUUUACGUGAUUUUUUUUUUUGAUAAAAAUGAAUAUGUGCUAGUGAAAUUGUAAAUGUAUAUAAUACAUUUGUUGUUGUAGUAUGUUUGUUUUCAUAUGAGAUUACUUAAGAAAGUAUCAGAUACUCUUGAAAGCAGUCAACUUUGCGCCGUUCUCUUGGGAGGUGCACAUAUUAAUUAGGUUAAAAAAUAUUGUUAGUGCAAUUAAGUUGAUCUUAAAAAAGAUAUGUGGUUUAAAAAGUGAAUUUUACAAAUAUCGCUCGUUUUAUUGAGCUGAUCAUUCAUCUUGCAUAUCAUUUAUUACGAGUUUAUUUAUUUACUUUUUUGUGAAAUCACAAAAACUGCUGACAUAUGCAAUUAAAUUCAAUAAAACAGGCCUUUUCUAAAAAUUUGGAAAUGUAUUAGUCUAUAUAUACGCAAGAUUUCUAAAGAAAAUUGACCAGUGCUUAUUAUUGUGUUCAGAAAUUUGUUUCAUGACUUUAUUAAUUACAUUUCUUAUAAAUGUACAUUGUACAAGACACUUGUUGAUCGCAAGCGCGAAAUAAAAAUAAAUCAAGAAAAAUAUCGCACUAAAUAAACUACAUCAGACAAGUUUUACGUUGAAAUGCUGUUACAAAAAUUAUUUACAAAACUGAACAAGAAUUAAAACUUUGUAUUUGUUGCUUUUUACGUCAUGGCUGCAAUUGACGUUGAUAUUAAAGCUUAUCGGAAAAGCAUCGAUAUAUAUUUCCAUCAACUAAAUUAUACAACACAAGGAAAAAAAGGAGUUAAAAUACUUCAUGAUGUUUCUGGGAAAUUCAAUUCUGGAAAAUUGACGGCAAUUUUGGGACCAUCCGGUGCGGGAAAAACGACUCUUCUGAAUGUGUUAUCAGGAUUCAAGUGCAAAGGGGUUGAUGGCAGUAUUUUUGUAAAUGGAGAAAUUCGCGAUAAGAAGGACUUUCGAAACAAGUCAUCGUACAUUCCACAAGAAUUUCCUAUGUUAGGAAAAUUGACAACGCUUGAGACCCUAAGAUUUGGGGUGGACUUAAAACUAUCGAAGAAAAUCUCAACCGUGGUCAAGCAAAAGAUUAUUUCAGACAUAACCCAAGUUUUGAAUUUGGAGAAAUGCUUGAGUACUCGAGUGGAGAAACUUUCGGGGGGAGAGAAGAAGCGGCUUUCGAUUGGCGUAGAACUCAUCACAAAUCCACCAGCAAUGUUCUUUGAUGAGCCUACAAGUGGGCUAGAUAGUGUCUCCUGUGUCCAGGUUGUGACCCAUCUGAGGGACUUGGCACAUUCUGGGAGGACAGUGAUUUGUGUUAUUCAUCAGCCCUCUUCUCGCAUACUGGAACUCUUUGAUGAUCUUUAUGUUCUCUCUGAAGGCCAAUGCGUGUAUAGUGGUGCUGUUGAUGGCAUAAUUGAAGCAUUCCAUAAAGCUGGAUAUAACUGUCCCCAAUACUACAACCGUGCAGAUUUUGCUCUAGAAGUUGCCAGUCGGGAAAAACAAGGAAAUUUUGAAGAAUUGGUGGAGAAUGAGCGAAAGAAAUAUACGUCUACAUUUGAUAACAACCAAGAAUCUCACGAAGAACUAACGUACGUGUCUAAAUCGGAAUCACCUGAAUCAACGCAUAAAUUAGUGCAACAACGUAAUCGAAAAUUGAUAUACCCCAUAUCAACAUGGAAUCAAUUCCUAAUCUUGUCCAGGAGAGCACUUCUAUGCACCUACAGAGAUUUCUUCUUCGCUCAACUCAGGAUUAUAACUCAUAUAGUUGUUGGUGUCCUUCUUGGAUUAGUCUUCUACGAUAUUGGAUCGGAUGCUGCUAAAGUGUUAACUAACAUAUCUUGCUUGUUCUUCUUCCUACUCUUCAUCUUCUUCGCAAACAGCAUGCCAACAGCGUUAUCAUAUCCAUCUGAAACAUCUGUUUUUCUUAGAGAGCAUUUGAACAAUUGGUACUCCCUUGGAUCGUAUUUUGCAUCAAAAAUAAUUGCUGAUCUUCCUUUGCAAAUAAUUGGUCCAAGCAUUUUUAUUUUAUGUGGAUAUUUUCUAUCUGGACAACCGAAUGAUGAAAAUCGCUUUGCAAUGAUGUGGAUGAUUUGCUUUCUUAUGGCAAUUAGUGCCCAAGCAAUGGGAUUACUGGCAGGAGCAGCUUUUAAUGUACAGAUGGGAAUUUUCCUGAUUCCGGCAUCGUGUGUUCCAAUGUUGGUGUUUUCGGGAUAUUUUAUUCGCUUCAGUGAACUCCAUUUUAUGUUUAAACCUAUGAGCUAUAUCUCUCUCUUUCGUUAUGGCUUCGAAGGAUCCAUUCAAGCUAUAUACGGAUUCGAUCGCGGAAAUCUGACAUGUUCUGACCCAUUCUGUUACUUCAAAACCUCUGAAAAAAUACUCAAAACUUUAGAUAUGACUGAGGACAGGUUCCAGUGGGACGUAUUGGGUUUAUUUACUUGGGCUGUUAUUUUCCAAAUUGGAGUAUUUAUUGCUCUCAAAAUUCGUUUAAGAAAGGCUCAAUAAUUGGGAUUCUUAAAAGUAUAUUUUAAGUUAUUGGUGAACAAUUCUAUGACAAUAAUUAUAAUAAUUCCGUCAUAAACAAAUAAAAAAAUUGUAUUUUUAUACAAUUAACGUACAAAAUGUAAUAAUUAAUUACAUUCCGAUUUUUUAUAACAGGUUUUUAGGAUGAUGUUACAUUACGGUAUUUUUUGUAUUUGUUUUUUUUUAACUUGGUAUUUUUGUUACUGAAUAAAGAUAUUAUGCAGACAAACAA